CUGACUGAAUUACAACUGACAUUUGUAUUGUUAUAUGUCCAGACAUCAAUGCAAUGGAGACAAGUCAGUGCAAAGUUUUUUUAUAUUCUAAAAUGUCUCUUUCCCCACAGUAUGGCUAUGCCCCAAAAGGCUCCUCAGUGGUGCUCUACUGUGACAGGAAAUAUCGCCACUAUCAGUAUUUUGUUGCACCUGAUUGGCAGGGAGGAAUUUAUGCAUCUCCAUCCAUGGCUGGCUCUCGCCCUGGGGGCAUCAUUGCUGCCUGUUGGGCCACUAUGAUGCACAUGGGUGAGAAUGGAUACGUUGAGGCCACCAAGAAAAUCAUUGAGACGGCCCACAAAAUCAAAACAGGAAUCCGUAAAGUGGAGGGGGUUUUUGUGUUUGGAGAUCCAGAGGUGUCCGUGGUGGCACUAGGCUCCAAUGUCUUUGAUAUCUUCCGCUUAUCCAAUGCACUGACAUCAAAGGGCUGGAAUCUCAACACUCUGCAGUUCCCAUCUAGCAUACAUAUUUGUGUAACAAUGCUUCACACGCAGCCUGGUGUAGCUGAACAGUUCAUCAAUGAUGUGAAGAAAGAAGUAGCUAUUAUCAUGAAGAAUCCAAAUGAGAAAACGACUGGAAUGGGAGCCAUCUAUGGCAUGGCCCAGUCUAUUCCUGACCGGUCAAUGGUGACCGAAGUCUCACAAGGCUUUUUGGACUGCCUCUAUAGCACUGAGGUGCCCAAGAUGCAAAGCAAGACCCACAAAAAUCAUAAGAACCACAUGAAUGGCAACUCCAAAGUGCACUGAGAUUGACUGUCAGGGUCUCCACCCUUAGCUGGCUGAAGGGAUGUUCACCACAAUCAUCUAAUCGUUCAUUUACUUGUUUUGUCCAUUCAGUCACCUAUUUACAACUAACUAGUUUAAGUAUAAGCCAUAGUCACCUGAUAUUUUGGCAUUUGUGACAGAGGACCAUCCUUAUUCCUCUCUAUAGUACUUAAAACUAUAAAGGGAGCUGCACAAGUAUCUGUGUGAGUCUGUGAAGGUUCUAGGACAUCUUAGUCUUCAGCACCUCACACGUGGACAGCAACUCUUUUAAGGAGCACUUAAAAUGCGUCCCGGUCCACCCAAUUAAAUCUGCCAGAACAUACUAAUAGUUUGCAAAUAAAAAUAAACUGCAUUUUGUCACAUGCAAAAUAGCUCUCAUGAUAAUCAUCAUAUUCAUGUUAGAAAAUGUAGUUGAGAAAAUGGGUGACAUGUCGUCAAUGCUAAUCAUAAACCAUACCCAAAAAUAUUUCACUUAAUUCUAAUGAAAUUAUAAACAACAAAUAAAAAUAAAUGCUGCGCAAAAUUUGCAUCAGGUUUUCUCGUAGGCAAAUCAAAGACAAACAAAUCAACAGUAAACAUAAGUGCUGUUUUUAUUUUAUCAUUUGUUCAUCUCAUGUAACAUCUGAUUAUGAUUCAACUGACUUCUGUUAUUUAAUUGACUAUCUGAUGAUUUUAUUUAACUACUAUUUGAAGUGCAACAGUUAAAGAAACAAAGUGAGCCCAGUUUAAAAUCUGUGGUCAACUGCAUCUUAAUUAAAGAGUGUUUACAGGUCACUUUUCAUUGAGGCAAGGUAAACUUUGGAUAACUAAAUCUGUGUUUAAUUACAUUGGUUUUAAUAAAUACAAAUAUGUGUGUGUAUGUGACUUGGUGCAAUGGAGUUCUUGUUCAUUGUAUAUAUGGCAACAGUCACCCCUGAAACCACAACCCACAAAAUGCAUGUGUAAUGAAGGACCGAGAGCUUUAUAUCACUUGACAUUUCUCUUAAUUUAUGUACGUUAUUUUGCACUAUUUUCUUUGCAUGCCAUUUCUUUCUAAGCUGGCAUUGCUUCUAAGCACUUAAAACUGAAACGGAGAGCACUUCCAGCCAAGUGCAUUGAUCACGAGAAACAAAGGCUGCCUGUGUGAUUUUCCGAUAACUAUGGGUCUUUUCCGAUAACUAUGGGUCUUUUCCGAUAACUAUGGGUCUUAGCUCUUAAGAGAAUUCUCUACAUGUGAAGUUGCGAACGCUCUUUCCUUUUCUUGUGUGUUUCCCAAACCUGCACUAAACACAAAUGUGUGACACACUUUUAAGUGCUUCUUAAGAGUUGCUGUCCAUUGUGAAGUGCUGAAAUCUGACCGUAUAGUGUCGCUCAUUCAUAGAUUUGUGCAUAACUGUAUAAAUACAUGUAAUUUAGCUUGCUGAGAAAUGUUCAAAGUUAUUUUCUUAAAUAAUCAAACUAAUUAACUACAUAAUUAAAUACAUACAGUAGUUUUGUAAUUAUUUUUGUGCUGGAGGCUACGAUCUACUGUUUUUACACAAUCACUGCUUUGUUCAUCAAAUGUGUGUUUGCAAUAUUUCAUUUAUCAUCUGUGGGUUGACCAUGGGGUGCAAGCUUCUAGGGUCUGUGAAGACUGUAUAAAAAGUAUAAAGAGGUUAACGUGUUGGCCGGCCUAUUUCAUGUGCACAAGAGGGCGGUGGAAGCAUUAACAUAGGGUAAAUGUACAAACAUUAUCUGAUCAAGCAGAGAGCUGCACUUUGCGCCCAAACUGAUCAUCAGUGCAUAACAAUGUGUGUGUGACAACGCCCUUCAGUGUCAGAGAGGAAGAUGACGGUUUGUAAGAGAAGGAAUGUGGGAAGAUGCGCCAAGAUAGACAAUUUCCCCGUAGAUACAGUAUAACAUCAACAUCAUAACUUCUGAAUUUAUUACUAUAUCAUGCGGCCACUUUGUACCAACUUGUGCACAAAGGUAGGUCUAUUGUUUAUUGAUUUAGGCCUAAUUAAUUUUUCAUUCAUUAGCGAAUUUUGUUAAGCGAAAUAGAACGGGCUGAAUUUUACCUGUUGAAAAAUCUAGAUGAUAUUUUCAAAUGAACUGAAUAUUUUGGAAAUGAACUUUGGAAGGUGAAUAUUUAUUGUUUAAUUUUUAAUAAUGAAAUUAGUUGUGAAAUGGUUCCAAAUGAAAUAUUCAAUGCUUAAAAAUACAACCAUGCUAAAUUUCAGCCUCCCAAAAUGCAAGAAAUGUAAAUUCAAUGCAUUUAAAUGCAAGCACUGAUAAUACAAUGCAUUUAUUUUCUUCGAUUAGAGCAAUUCAACAUGCUUUUAUCCAACAAAGACUUUAGUCAUGAAUUUACUUCCAUACUUAACUAUUUGCUAUGUGUAGUCUGAAUCCUACAAUGGAUUAUACUGAAUAUUGUUUCUCUAUUCAAAUGCCAGUGAAAUAUUUCACACAUCUGACUGUCAUAUUCAAUUCACACAGAUCCAAAUACUGUAUUUUUCUAAAAGACUAAUGUUUGAGUUUGUCAAAUUAAGGCCCUUCACGAUUUGUCAAUGUUUCCCAAUACACUGAGGUCUAAGAUUCAGAUUAAAUAAAUAAGAAGGGGGACUUUGAAUCAUGGCUCAUCUAUAUACUAAAUAUUGAUUCUCUGUAAAUGAUGGUAUGAAGAAGACAUAAAAGAGGAUACAGGACAGGUGUGAACAGGAAAGGUAGAAGCCCAGUUGUGUGACAAAAAGAUCUGCUUUAGAAGAUGGAGAAACAGCUGUUUCAGAGAAACACAUCUGUCAUCAGAUUCCCCAACAUCCCGGUGGAACAAACAUACACACACACCCUCACAAACACUACACACACGUGCAUGAGGAUUGGAAAAGACUCCCGUAAGAGUGUCCGAGAUAUCACCCUGUCAGCAGUACACACACACACAUCUCAAUUUAAGUACUGUAGGUUCAGCUAAAAAGACACAAAAUGACACAAAAAAAGAAGCAAUAGUUCUUCAUUAAUUCGCCAUCAAAUUUGGUCUCCCUGGACACAUCAGUUUCAUCCCAUUAUCUGUUUUGCAUCAUCCUUUUCUUUCUCUUUUAAUCUUUCUUUUAACCCUUUAUUUAAAGAGAGUGUUUCUUACUUUGCUGCUUGCUCUU
Messenger RNA from Myxocyprinus asiaticus (Chinese sucker), 3910 nucleotides. Its product is annotated as sphingosine-1-phosphate lyase 1-like. Gene Ontology annotation, biological process: sphingolipid catabolic process. The transcript has 4 exons. Gene Ontology annotation, molecular function: sphinganine-1-phosphate aldolase activity. The coding region runs from base 54 to 782 and encodes 242 amino acids. Gene Ontology annotation, cellular component: endoplasmic reticulum. NCBI's taxonomy places the organism in Eukaryota, Metazoa, Chordata, Actinopteri, Cypriniformes, Catostomidae. The record is from RefSeq and is a predicted model, not a curated record.